Messenger RNA from Plectropomus leopardus (leopard coralgrouper), 2850 nucleotides. The record is from RefSeq and is a predicted model, not a curated record. NCBI's taxonomy places the organism in Eukaryota, Metazoa, Chordata, Actinopteri, Perciformes, Serranidae.
GACUGAAGACAAAAAACUUCACUUCUUUUAUCAGUUUUUUUUUUUUUAUCAAUAUGACCUUAUUGGCAUUGAUUGACAUAUCUUUUCUCAUUUGAUAUGGAUAUAAUUUUUGUCUUCCAAACAUACAACUGAGCAGACUUUGCUGAAAAGUGUUUUUUUUCUAUUUAGAGGAACAAGUGUGCAGGUUAUUGUCACAAUGGCACUAGACACUGAGUUUGGUGUGAAGGGCAGCAGCAUCAUCAGGGAAUGGAGCGGACAGGUACAGCCUGCUCUGGUUGCCUCCUUUGUUUUUCUCUUCUGCCUUGAAGCCUGUCUGUGGGUCAGGAACCUUAGGCUCAAGAGAAGACUGCCGGGACCCUUCGCCUGGCCUGUGGUGGGCAACGCCAUGCAGCUGGGCCAAAUGCCUCACAUCACCUUCGCCAAGCUUGCCAAAAAAUACGGCAAUGUGUACCAGAUACGGCUUGGCUGCAGCGAUAUCGUGGUUCUGAAUGGAGACAGGACGAUACGUGAGGCUCUCAUGCGGCACAGCACAGAGUUUGCAGGCAGACCAAACUUUGUCUCUUUCCAGAUGAUCUCUGGAGGCAGGAGUUUGACAUUUACUAAUUACAGCAAACAGUGGAAAGUGCACAGGAAAAUAGCGCAGUCCAGCCUCCGAGCCUUUUCCUCUGCAAACAGUCAGACCAAAAAAGCCUUUGAGCAGCAUAUUACAGCUGAGGCCAUGGAGCUGGUGCAGGUAUUUUUGCGCCACAGCACUGAUGGACGGUAUUUUUACCCUGCUCAUGAAUUCACAGUAGCUGCUGCUAAUAUCAUGUGCGCUCUCUGCUUUGGGAGGCGCUACGGACAUGAAGACCUGGAGUUCAGGACCAUGUUGAAAAAGUUGGACAAGUUUGGGGAGACUGUAGGGGCAGGUAGCUUGGUAGAUGUCAUGCCCUGGCUUCAGUCCUUCCCUAACCCUGUUCGCAGCGUCUAUGAAAACUUCAAAAGUCUCAACGAGGAGUUUUUCGCUUAUGUGAAAGACAAAGUGGUGCAGCACAGGGAGUCUUUUGACCCCGACGUGACCCGGGACAUGAGUGACGCCAUCAUCAAUGUGAUCGAGCAUGGGCAGGACAGUGGACUGACCAAGGAGUUUGUUGAAGCGACAGUCACAGAUCUAAUCGGUGCCGGUCAAGACACAAUUUCGACCACCAUGCAGUGGAUCCUCCUGCUCCUGGUCAAAUACCCAGACAUACAAGCCAAACUGCAGGAGCUCAUAGACAAAGUGGUAGGCCAAGACAGACUGCCGUCAAUCGAGGACAGGAGCAGCCUGGCGUACCUGGACGCCUUCAUCUACGAAACUAUGCGCUUCACCAGCUUUGUUCCUGUCACCAUCCCGCACUCCACAACCUCAGACGUCACAAUCGAGGGUCUCCACAUCCCCAAAGACACAGUGGUCUUCAUCAACCAGUGGUCCGUCAACCACGACCCUCUCAAGUGGAAAGACCCUCACAUUUUUGACCCCACACGCUUCCUUGAUGAGAACGGUUCCCUUGAUAAGGACAUAACCAACGGUGUGAUGAUCUUUUCAACAGGUAAAAGACGCUGCAUCGGCGACCAGAUUGCCAAGGUGGAGGUGUUUUUAUUCACAGCCAUCUUGCUGCACCAGUGCAGCUUUGAGAGCGACCCCUCUGAGCCCCUCACUCUUGACUGCUCCUACGGGCUCACGCUGAAGCCGCUCCGAUUCUGUGUGAACGCCAAGCUCAGGGGGAAGCUGCUCGGCUUAGUUUCCCCUGCAUGAACAGCACGUCCUAAUACUGUGACUCAAGGCCAGCAAACACUUUUUUCCACCAAUGACAUUUAACAGUGAGUAUCAACAUGCCUGCACUAAAUCCUACUGUUGUAUAAUUUUCAUAUUUAAUGAUGAUAUUUAAUCUUUACACAAUUUGUAUUUGAAUUAUUGUUGGCUGUUUUCAAAGAUGUAUUGUUAGCGAGAAUUUAAGAUUGUUGGAAUAAGUGCAAAGGUAUUUCAAGUUCUGCUUCACAAAAUACUCUAUACUUGACCAGAUUUUGUACAUAGUUCUGAGUUGUGUGCUUGUUUUACAUCCACUAAUGCGCAUGUACAUGUAUGGUGUGUGUGCAGGAAAUAGCUCCAUCCCUUAAAUGUCAAUUUAAACUAAUAUAACUGUAUAUGAAAUGCUUGUGAAUGUUAUGAAGUUACUUAAUGACUUUGUUGUUCUCAUUUGUAAUGUGUAAGAAUAUAUUUAACCUUUGCCACGUUAAGCAGUUACAAGAUAUUUUUUUAUAAGUUCAUAUUUCAGGUAUGACAAUAAAUGUAUGAAGUUUAAUGUAUUUCACUAUCUACUGUACUCAAAGCAUACGAACACACUAAACAAAGAAUACUGAUCAAAGUGAAGGAAAAAAGCUGACAUGUUUUCAAAAGGAGGAAGUCUUUCAUCAAGGGACGUCCAUCACAGAGACAUUGCCAUGAACCAUGAAGGCUUCACAAACUUUAUGCAUCAAGGUCUCAGUUUUACUGUACAAACACUGCAGCUAUCCCGUGCCAAACACACAAGUCUCACUAGUAGAAUUUUUUUUUAAAAAAGACAUGUGCAGCAAAUUUCUUUCACUCAUGAGGCAUUCUCAAAAACAAGUUUGUUUACAAAGUCACUUUUUCAAAGCUACAUGGAUGUCACUGCACUCUCUUUAAACCUCUGCAUUCAGGAGUCAAUGUUACAAAUGCCCAAGGGAUGUGUUUCUCUGCCUCGAAUGUUUAAACAUUCCUCAUGGAGGAUAUUUUGUUAUCGAAGUGUUGGCUUUAUAUGAUCGAACAAUAAGCUAUAUCUGAAAUAAAUAAAGUGAAUUGUCAAUGGCCAA